CGUGGCGGCGGAGGCAGCGCGGGGAAGGAGGCGAGGGCUGCCCCGCCGCUUGGGCACGGCGCGGAACCUCCGCCCGGCGGAGAGAAGUUUGCUGCUGAAAGAAGGGAAAGGGAGGAAAAAAAAAAAAAUAUAUAUAUAUAUAUAUAUAUAUAUAAAUAAAUAAAUAAGGAAGUGCCCUCUCCGCAGCUGCCCCGGAGGGAUGCGGCGAAGAGCGGCCGGCGGGAGCCCGGCUGCGGGCACGAUCCGGAGUCAGAGCGGAGCUGAGCCGGCCGCCGUGUGAACGCUCGGCCCGGGAGGGCCGGGCCGGGGCGGCGGGGCCGCCUCCCGCCCUGCCCAGCCUCCGCGCAUCCUUCCGCACCGCCUGCGCGGGCCGAGCCCAGCCGAACCGAGCCGAGUGGGUGUGAGCCGAGCCGGGGCGAGCGGUAGGAUGAGGGGCAUCCUCUACUUCUGCACGCUGAUCCUCCUGGAAGGUAUGGCGGAAGCUGUCAGCUCAAGCAGGGACUGCCUUCAAGCAGGCGAGUCCUGUACCAACGACCCCGUCUGCAGCGCCAAAUUCAGGACCCUCCGGCAAUGCAUCGCAGGCAACGGAGCCAACAAGCUGGGCCCCGAUGCCAAAAACCAGUGCCGGAGCACUGUGACGGCCCUGCUCUCCAGCCAGCUGUAUGGCUGCAAGUGCAAGAGAGGCAUGAAAAAGGAGAAGCACUGCUUGAGUGUCUACUGGAGCAUCCACCACACGUUGAUGGAAGGCAUGAACGUACUGGAGAGUUCCCCUUACGAGCCAUUCAUCAGAGGCUUUGAUUACGUCCGGCUGGCAUCCAUCACUGCAGGGUCUGAGAACGAGGUGACCCAGGUGAACCGGUGCCUGGACGCCGCCAAAGCCUGCAACGUGGACGAGAUGUGCCAGCGGCUGCGGACGGAGUACGUCUCCUUCUGCAUCCGGCGCCUGGCCCGGGCCGACACCUGCAACCGCUCCAAGUGCCACAAGGCUCUGCGCAAGUUCUUCGACCGCGUGCCGCCCGAGUACACCCACGAGCUGCUCUUCUGCCCCUGUGAUGACACCGCCUGUGCCGAACGCCGGCGGCAGACCAUCGUCCCUGCCUGCUCCUACGAGUCCAAGGAGAAGCCCAACUGCCUGGCGCCUCUGGAUUCCUGCCGGGAAAACUACGUCUGCAGGUCACGCUACGCGGAGUUCCAGUUUAAUUGCCAGCCGUCCCCGCAGGCUGCGAGCGGCUGCCGGCGGGACAGCUAUGCUGCCUGUCUGCUGGCCUACACGGGGAUCAUAGGCAGCCCCAUCACACCCAACUACAUCGACAACUCAACUUCCAGCAUAGCUCCUUGGUGCACGUGCAAUGCCAGCGGCAACCGGCAGGAAGAGUGUGAGAGCUUUCUGCAUCUCUUCACCGACAAUAUCUGUCUCCAAAACGCCAUUCUGGCCUUCGGCAAUGGGACCUACAUGAAUGCAGCUGCGGCCCCAUCCAUCCCCCCCACCACACAGAUGUACAAGCAGGAGCGAAAUGCCAACAGAGCCGCAGUGACCCUCAGAGAGAACAUCUUUGAGCACCUCCAGCCCACCAAGGUGGCCGGAGAGGAGAGGCUCCUGCGGGGCUCCACUCGUCUGUCAUCAGGGACCUCCAGCCCAGCAGCUCCCUCCCGCUGGGCACCCUCUCCGCUGCAGAUGUGGCUUCUUCCCGCUCUUGCUGUGCUGAACCUCUUCGUGAUGUGAAGCAGGGCGAGCACACGCCAGGCAGAGACUCUCUUUGUGUUGGUUUCUUUACAAAACAACCAGACCAGUAACUUUUUCGGGGGGCGGGGGGGGGGAGGCGGGGAGGAGGGAGGGGAUGGGAAGGAGACGUGAGUGUGUGGGCAUCCCUUUCUCCUCCUCAUCCGUCUGCCAAUUUAUUUGAUUUUAUACAAUCAGAAUCAUCAACAACUGGCUCAUUAUUGGUCCUGGCCACCUUUCUGCCCCACGUCUUGGUGGUUGUCUCUCCAGUUCUCUGCGGAUGGCUUUGGAGCUACGGAAAAUUGCCUCAGAAUAGGUGAUGGAGAGGGUUGAGCCAAGAAAUAGGAGAUGCGAAGGAAAUGCUUUUGCCUGCCCCAGCCAAGAGGGGAAAGACUUUUGAUGGAUGAGCUGUCAGGAGGUUUCCCGAAGCCCUGACUGACAUUACAGGGCUCUUGACAGGACAUGUCAAGCGAUGUGGAGCUUAGAUUGUCUCCAGGGUUGCUCAACCUGAAGGCAGCCCACCUGGUUUGGAUGGAAGAAACCAGAGCACCAGGGAGAAGGUAGUGGUUUUUGUUCACCAGAGAGGAUCUUGAAGCACCUCCGGGCUGGACCAAGUAACCACACUACAAACUGGCUGGUGGGAUUAUCCACCCGCUUGAACCCGUGGCCAGCGUGCAACGAGUAUGCAUCUCCAAGCUGUCACUUACCACUCGGGCCCUCCUUUUUAGAGAAACAUGUGUCAUGUGUAGAUGGUGUUCAGGAAGAAACACGUGUGUUGCAUUUUGUUUACAGCUGGUUUUCUUUGUGUCCCAACCCUAGCAUCUCUAUUCACUGGUCCCGUAAAGUGUUUGGGGUAGGGAUUUUUUUGUCGCAUCCAAACAACCAGAGGCCAAUGUUGUCCCACCCCAAGCUAACCUUUCUUCAUGAGGGAUGAAUGUGUGAGACCAUGGGCAGGACUCAGUGUGAACCCAACGCAACCCGUUCUCUCCCUGUGCAUCCUCUGGUCUCGCAGAGAAGCGGAGGGUCUUCAGUCAGGGGAUUUCAUUAAUUUUCCUAGGAAGAGGUAGGAUAGAAAAGGUUUGCUAGAUACCACCCUGGGGACAAAAAUAUCCAGUCAAUUUGUGAAAAGGCCAAGUUAUGAAGCAUGUCAUGGGUAGGGAGUGGAUUGCUAUGGUUCUUCCCUUCGAAGAGCUGGCAGAGGCAAUCGCUUAUGUCCAAGCUAGCACGUGAAGGGCAUUGCCUUCUGCCAAGUCCUAUUUACUCAGCUGAGAAAUCAUUUAAGCAAAUGCUGAUGAAGUGACCGAGGUGCAACCAGAGCCCAGCUGGAGGGUGAGGACAAAUGUCUCUCUGGUCUCUUGGGGCACAGGGAGGCAGAUGAGUGACCUUGGGCCACCUGAGCAUUUGGGGGUCUUGCCUCAAGGACGUGAGUUGAGGACUCCCAGUGCCUUCUUGGGGGGCUGAACCCCUCGCUAGAUCAAGCCAAGAAAGAAGAUGGUAAGGAAGGGUGAGAAGGUUCCCUGGGAUAAAUGCCUACCCAGGUUGACUGCGACGGGAGGCACAGGAAUAGCUCCAGAUUCCUCCUGAGUAUUUAGGCCUGGGCUUUGCAGCAGCCCAUUUAUUCCUUGGUUUGUGCUCCUCCAAGGAACAUCGUUACUUCCUUAGCAUUUGGAUUCCUAGAAAGACUUAGCAACAGCUGACUCAAAGAAGUCCAAUGCUUUUUAUUCCCAUUCCCUGCAGAAAACCUUCCACUCUUUAUGGCUUCAGAAUUUGCUGAGAAACUGUAGCAACUUUCUUGGGUUUUGGUCCAAUAUGAAACCACUCUUGUUUUCAGUUGAACACUUGUGGCUGUGUAAGACAUGCACAGAAAUCCUCCUGGCUGCGCCCUAUCCAAAGUUCUGCUCCUCGAGGUCCUCAGGGCUGUAGCACCUGGUUGUCCUAAGCCAGGGCUGUGCAAAGGAACAUGCAAAAAUCCAAGUCUUGCGUGCAGAGAUCCAGGUCACAUCCUGAACUGAAACGUGCGUGUGAGAUCCUCACUGCCAAGAGGCUCCUGCAGAUUGGAAAAGCAAACAGGGGGAUAGCACUACAGGCAGGAAAGUCCCUUACCUCCCUUCAAAGUGCCAUGACUGUGCACUGAGUUGCUGUGAACAUCUCCCCUUUAUCCAGGACACCGGCGUCCCCUGAGAGACCACGGAGCCAUCUGCGGACCCAGUGACACAACCACUAGCUGCAACUCUGCAAAACUUGUGUCCUCUGAGCCACAGGUGAGAACGGGAGUAAACCCUGAUGCUCAGCCCUUCAAAGGCAAGGAACUACCUCACCAUCAUGAGGUCAUGCUGUGAAUUGCCUUCUUCUGCCGCUUUCCUUUCAAGUCCUGUAGUCACCUCCUGCUCUUCUACACACCCAGCCCCGGCAAACCUGUCUUCACCAGCCUUUCACCUUCCACGGGCUGAGCCUCUGCAUGGGAUGGGCGUUCACGUGUCAGCUGCUUCGAGGAGUACCCACUCCUGCAGUCCCUGGUUGGCUCCACUCCUGUGGCUCUCGUAACCCACUGCCGGUGAUGUCAAAAUGCCACUUUGCCAUUUCCUUCUCUGAUUGAUGACCCACGGAGAUAGACUUUUUCUAGGUGGUCGGGACGACUGGCAACCCCACUUCAACUCUCCCUUGGGACUGGUAUGCUGUGAAAAAUAGAUGUGGAGAAUCCUACUCAUAGACUAGAGGGGAUGGAGGAGACAUCCAGAGGUUACCUAGUCCAUUACCAUGUCCCACAGCAGGACCAAUGGUCUGUUUACACUUUCUGGCAGAUUUAUCUUAAAUGAUUUUUAAGAAUUUCAGCGAGAGACAUCAUCAUCUCCCAUGGAUUUAUAUCUUGCUUUAAAGACUCCUUAGGGUGUUAGUUGUCUCAAAGCAUCACAGGCCAACGAGACCUUCAAUUGUCCUGUGCUGUGGGUUUGGAUACAGCGGCCUUCAAACACUGUCCCAGGCCAGGUCCUGCACUCCCGGGGGUUUCCCGUGGUCUGGGGAUGCUUCAAAAUGAAGUGAGUAAGGCACAGAGCAAUGAGCUUCUCACCCAGCCAAAAAGAGCCAAGAGCUUGGGAUGGGCAGUCAUAUUACAUAGAAUUAAAACAAAACAAAACAAAAAAUAAUCCCCAAACCUGCAUGACUUUUUCCUGACCAUUUCACAUUUUUUGCCAAUAUUUAACCUCAAUACUCCUUCCAAACCCAUUCACAAAUCAAACUUUGUAAAAAAAAGAUGGCUUUUGAGCAGUCCUUUUGAAGGAAGAAAACCCAAUUACAUUCCUCCUCACUCACAAACACAUGUAUGCACAGGACAUUUCUUUUCCCUUGUGAAAAGCCAGUAAUUUUUUUGGAUGAAAUUUCAUCUCUGUUGAACUCUGUGAAGUGAACCACGGAUCUUCAUUUUUAAGUCUCUUGACUAACCACCAAAGUCCUGGCAGCUGCUUGUAAAGGCAAAAGACUGACCGAGCUGAGGGAGAAAGGGAGACAGUUUUUUUAGGAAUUACUCCAUACAUGGGGACUUUCAUAAGCACAAAGAAGAGUCAUGGGAAAAAAGAAAAAAAAAAAAAAAAAAAAAAAAGAAAAAAAAAAAAAAAGAACCAGCCAAACGUUCUGUAGCCACCAAACUCUAUUUUUACGGCUACUCAGCACCGUUCCCAGUGGUCUGGAAGUCCUGAAAGCUCGUGAAAUAUUGUGUAUGUACAAAUACCACAUCAUUGUCAAAGCAAGAGGGUGAGCAGGGAGGGAGACACUGAGGUGGGAAGCUGGUGCUGGAGCAAUAACCCCAUAGGUAGCAGGGUGAUGCUAAAGUGUGCGUGUGUGCACGCGUAUACGUAGGGGAGAUGGGUUGAUGUCUGCCUUUACUACUGGGGUAUAACCUGUACUUAUCUCUUCUGUACAUGUCAAUAUUCAAACAUAUCCAUGAAUAAAGCACACAUGCAUUUUCCUGA
Molecule: messenger RNA, 5685 nt
Organism: Tyto alba (common barn owl)
Lineage: Eukaryota; Metazoa; Chordata; Aves; Strigiformes; Tytonidae
Gene: GFRA4
Product: GDNF family receptor alpha 4
Exons: 8
Coding region: 428-1723 (431 amino acids)
Biological process (GO): nervous system development
Cellular component (GO): external side of plasma membrane; signaling receptor complex
Molecular function (GO): glial cell-derived neurotrophic factor receptor activity
Source: RefSeq, a predicted model, not a curated record